AUGAAGCCUUGUCAUUAUUAUUGUGGGGCCACAAUCUCUUAUCUGAAAACACAUCUUGUUUUUUUUUUUUUUUUUUGUUAUCUUUCACUUUCUUCAUCUUGUUUUCCUCCUCCUUUUAUCUUUACUCUUCUUCCUCCACCUCCUUUUAUCUUUACUCUUCUUCCUCCACCUCCUUUUAUCUUUACUCUUCUUCCUCCACCUCCUUUUAUCUUUACUCUUCUUCCUCCACCUCCUUUUAUCUUUACUCUUCUUCCUCCACCUCCUUUUAUCUUUACUCUUCUUCCUCCACCUCGUUUUAACUUUACUCUUCUUCCUCCACCUCCUUUUAUCUUUUACUCUUCUUCCUCCACCUCCUUUUAUCUUUACUCUUCUUCCUCCACCUCCUUUUUAUCUUUACUCUUCUUCCUCCACCUCCUUUUAUCUUUCCUCCACCUCGUUUCUUUCCUCCACCUCCUUUUAUCUUUUAACUUCUUCUUCCUCCACCUCCUUUUAACUUUUUACCCUUCUUCCUCCACCUCGUUUUAA
Acanthosepion pharaonis is the source of this 525-nucleotide messenger RNA. Lineage: Eukaryota; Metazoa; Mollusca; Cephalopoda; Sepiida; Sepiidae. The record is from the annotation of a GenBank genome assembly.